Salarias fasciatus (jewelled blenny) is the source of this 2594-nucleotide messenger RNA. RefSeq names its product serine/threonine-protein phosphatase PP1-beta catalytic subunit-like. Gene Ontology annotation, molecular function: protein serine/threonine phosphatase activity. The transcript has 8 exons. Gene Ontology annotation, cellular component: cytoplasm; nucleus. NCBI's taxonomy places the organism in Eukaryota, Metazoa, Chordata, Actinopteri, Blenniiformes, Blenniidae. The record is from RefSeq and is a predicted model, not a curated record. Bases 43 to 1026 code for a protein of 327 amino acids.
GUCGCCCCGAGCCGCACUCGUCUGUACAUCACCACAGUGAAGAUGGCGGAGGGUGAAUUGAACGUGGAUAGCCUCAUCUCUCGGCUCCUGGAAGUGAGGGGAUGUCGCCCGGGGAAGAUCGUCCAGAUGACGGAGGCCGAGGUGCGGGGCCUCUGCAUCAAAUCCAGGGAGAUCUUCCUCAGUCAGCCCAUCCUGCUGGAGCUGGAGGCACCGCUGAAGAUCUGUGGUGAUAUCCAUGGGCAGUACACAGAUCUGCUGAGGCUGUUUGAGUAUGGGGGUUUCCCUCCAGAGGCGAACUACCUGUUCCUGGGCGACUAUGUGGACCGAGGGAAGCAGUCCCUGGAGACCAUCUGCCUGCUGCUGGCCUACAAGAUCAAAUACCCAGAGAACUUCUUCCUGCUCAGGGGCAACCACGAGUGUGCUUCCAUCAACCGCAUCUACGGCUUCUACGAUGAGUGCAAGCGCCGGUUCAACAUAAAGCUAUGGAAGACCUUCACCGACUGCUUUAACUGCCUCCCCAUCGCUGCUAUUAUCGAUGAGAAGAUCUUCUGCUGCCACGGAGGGCUCUCACCUGAUUUGCAGUCGAUGGAGCAGAUUCGCAGGAUCAUGAGGCCAACAGAUGUACCUGAUACAGGCCUGCUGUGCGACCUGCUGUGGUCGGAUCCAGAUAAGGACGUACAAGGCUGGGGAGAAAAUGACCGCGGCGUCUCCUUCACGUUCGGGGCAGACGUGGUCAGCAAGUUCCUGAACCGCCACGACCUGGAUCUCAUCUGCAGAGCUCACCAGGUUGUGGAGGACGGCUAUGAGUUCUUCGCCAAACGCCAACUGGUCACACUGUUCUCUGCUCCAAACUACUGCGGGGAGUUUGAUAACGCGGGCGGCAUGAUGAGCGUCGAUGAAUCGCUCAUGUGCUCCUUCCAGAUCCUAAAGCCCUCAGAGAAAAAGGCCAAGUACCAGUAUGGUGGUGUAAAUUCUGGUCGUCCCGUCACCCCACCCCGCACCACCCAGGCCCCAAAGAAGAGGUGAACAUGCAGCCGUGGCCUCUUCCUCCCCCUCCCCCUCCUCCUCCCCGUCCCUCCCUGGUCUGCCUUCGCAGCGACCCCUGUAACGCCCCUGUAUAGCGGCGAUACACGGCUUAUCUUAUUGCCCAAAAUUUUCUCCUCCCCACUCCUCCGCCCCCUCCCCGACUCCACUGACAGCUCUUUUCUUAAUGUGUACGUGUACAUAAAUUUGCUGUGACCAAUCGGUUUUAUUUUUUUGCCUGUUUGUUGGUAUUUUUGAUAUUAUUAACAAAUAACCCUUCUGGUGGCUUGACUUCCAAUGCUAUUCCAGUUUUGCCGCGGUUCUGUGUUACGUGAGGAAAUGCCUUCUCUGUGUAGAAGGACGAUGUGACCAAGUUACGAGAAAAUCCUGUUGGAGUUCUUCAAGACUGAUCUUUAAUUUUGCCUUGACCUCUCAGAAAGCAGAGGAUUGUUUCUCUGGGUUGGAAUAGCAGUUUCUCUCUGAUGCUAAAUCCAUAGAAGAAGAAAGAAAAAAAACUUCUCCUAUAAUCCAGUUUAACCUUUAACAGCAUGUGCAGUGCACUUUGUGGUUGUCGUGCACAAGCACGUUUCAUAUAUUUAACCGACGAGAGAGAGCGCACAUCCCCGUGAUUAGCCAAGAAUGUGAAAGACCGGCCCGAAUGAGACGUAGAGGUUAACAAAAACGCUGCUGGCCGCCGACACACUCGACCCCGACACAACGCCCCGCGGGCAUCGAUCACUCCGCUCCAACAUUCCUCCCUGCGCCUCGGCUCCACGCCCACACAGAAACACACAACUGUGUCCACAUUCCCCUCGGCCUCCAGUUCUGCUCAUCAAUAUAAUUUCCCCCGAACAAAUCGCUUCUCGGCGAGAGAACGAAAAGAGAGGGUUCAUUUCAGAAAAGUGUGGACAGUUAUGAGCUUUGAAUGCAGACCAUAAAUAACAGCUCCAUUUUUAUAGAUUUGUUUUUCGCUUUGUAAGAGGUAGAAGGCAAAAAGAAAAACUACUGAUUGCAAGUGUCUAUCUUGUCAAAGUGUGUCAUUUCUUAGGUGGGAAAAAAAAUGACAAAACUUCACAAAGUGCUUCACAGUAUUUGAAUUGUGCAGUGUGUGUAUGAGGCGCUGAAAACAACCCUAAAGAAAGCUUGCUUGUGUGGUAAAACGCCAGCCAUCCUUCCUUCUGCUCACCCAGUCCGUGGAGGUACAGGGAAACCAAGCUGAUGGCUGCAGGUGCAAACACUUUUAGCUUGGCUGUGUGAGUGUGUCGCCACCCAGUGUUCUAAUACAGUAUUACAGUGCGUAGUGGCUCCAAGUGAUGGAGUUUCCAUUUACUGUUUGCUACGAGGCGGUACUACAGUGUCACUGACCAGCGGUUCACCUGCUUAGAGGUCUGAUCUCCGCAAGAUGCAGUUUGAAUUUAGUUGUAACCGUUGCCUCUUUUCUUUCUCGUUUUGUUUUGCUCUUUGUUGUUGUUUUUUUUGUUGUAUUUUUAUGUUCUCUAUUUACAUUGUUUACUUUAAUUCACUUAAUUUAUUUACCGAUAACAAGACAACAAUAAAGUGUUACCAAAAGC